ACAUAAAAAUACAAAAACCUAUUUACUUUGUCUCUGAACCCAGCUUCUUGUUGUGAUCUCAUUCUUCCACACCACACUCCCUCUCUGUGCUCCUAUUCCUACUUAUUGAAUAUUGAUAACUCGCGUUUGUGUGGUUUACGGGUCGGGUUGUGGGUCGGUCGGGUCUAUUUGAUUUCCACUUAACUCCUGCUUAUUGAUAACCACCGCCAUCCCACCUUCACAACUUCCCUUCGAUUCUCACGACCAACUGAACCACCGGAACUUCAAAUGGCGGAACCUUCUACCACCUCUCCUCCACCACCGCCGCCGUCGACUAAGAGCUGGGCCGACCAAGCUGAAGAAGAAACCAAUCCAUCCUCAACCUCCGCCGCAGAGCCCUCGACUCCGUCGCUCGACGAAUUAGCAAUCGACGACAACAACAAUCCUCAUAAGUUAUUGGACGAUCCCGAUGACUCCAACAUUCAAGCGGUUACCUCCGGUGACACACCGUAUACGUCCGCGGCAACGUUCGAAGAUCUUUCCCUCUCGCCGGAGCUUCUGAAGGGUCUCUAUGUGGAGAUGAAGUUUCAAAAACCUAGUAAAAUACAAGCUAUAAGCUUGCCGAUGAUUCUUAACCCUCCACAUAGGGAUUUGAUUGCACAGGCACAUAAUGGUUCUGGGAAAACCACUUGUUUCGUGCUUGGGAUGCUUAGUCGUGUUGAUCCUAACUUGCAAGCUCCUCAAGCUCUCUGUAUUUGCCCCACUAGAGAGUUAGCUAUUCAGAAUGUUGAGGUUCUCCGUAAGAUGGGAAAGUACACGGGGAUUAGUUCAGAAUGUGCAGUUCCGAUGGACAGCAGGGAUUCAACUCCAAUAUCGAAACGGGCGCCUAUUAUGGCUCAGGUGGUUAUUGGUACUCCUGGCACAAUUAAGAAAUGGAUGACUUAUAAGAAACUUGGGGUGACGAGAUUGAAGAUUCUCGUUUUUGAUGAGGCUGAUCAAAUGCUUGCUGAGGAUGGAUUUAAAGAUGAUUCUCUGAGGAUAAUGAAAGAAAUAGAAAAAUUCAAUUCAAACUGUCAGGUUCUUCUGUUUUCUGCUACAUUUAAUGACACUGUCAAGAAUUUCGUUACAAGGAUUGUUGAGAAGAAGGAGCAUAAUAAACUUUUUGUGAAGAAAGAGGAUCUAUCUUUAGAUGCAGUGAAGCAGUACAAAGUGCGUUGUCCUGAUGAACUCGCUAAGAUUGAAGUGAUAAGAAGUUAUAUAUUUGAAAUAGGAGAGAAUGUGGGGCAAACUAUUAUAUUUGUGCGCACUAGAAAUAGUGCAAAAAUGUUGCAUAAAGCUCUUGUUGAUUUAGGCUAUGAGGUUACUUCCAUACAAGGUGCUCUUGAACAUGAAGAAAGAGACAAGAUCGUCAAAGAGUUCAAAGAUGGUUUGACUCAGGUUCUUAUAUCAACUGACGUCCUUGCCCGUGGAUUUGAUCAGCAACAGGUUAAUUUGGUUAUCAACUAUGAUCUUCCACUGAAGUACGCUGCUGAGUACAUCCGUGGCCGUGAUCCUGAGCCUGAUUUUGAGGUGUAUUUGCACAGGGUUGGUCGGGCUGGGCGAUUUGGGCGCAAGGGGGCUGUAUUUAACCUGCUAUGCGAUGAAAGGGAUGAAAAGCUCAUGUCAAAGAUUGAAAACCAUUUUGGCACCCACGUAAAAGAGGUACGAGAAAAAAGUGUCGAAGACUAUAAAGCUGCUCUUAAGGAAGCUGGUUUGCUCGUGUGAAUCUCCAAAAGUUGAAGGAUGUUGAUAGUUGUGUUGGACUCCUAAAGAUUGACCAUAUCUAUGAUGCUUUAAUGAAUUAAUUUACAUGGAUACACGUGGAUCAUGGUUUUUAAGUUUUGGGCAUGCUCUUCAGUUUUUAUUUAUGAUGCAACGUGAUGGAUUUCUUAUUCUUGUACCUCUGAGUGUAGAAAAUUCCUUUGUCUCGGAUGAUUCAUAAUAAUUACUUUGGGAGCUGCUUUAAGAGAGUAAAUUAUGGUAUCUUUAAUUUCGAGUUCAAAUGCGUAUACCAAA
Molecule: messenger RNA, 2034 nt
Organism: Cicer arietinum (chickpea)
Lineage: Eukaryota; Viridiplantae; Streptophyta; Magnoliopsida; Fabales; Fabaceae
Product: DEAD-box ATP-dependent RNA helicase 38
Molecular function (GO): RNA helicase activity; ATP binding; nucleic acid binding
Source: RefSeq, a predicted model, not a curated record